Molecule: messenger RNA, 348 nt
Organism: Colletotrichum higginsianum IMI 349063
Lineage: Eukaryota; Fungi; Ascomycota; Sordariomycetes; Glomerellales; Glomerellaceae
Product: CHCH domain-containing protein
Exons: 4
Coding region: 1-348 (115 amino acids)
Biological process (GO): mitochondrial respiratory chain complex IV assembly
Cellular component (GO): mitochondrial intermembrane space
Source: RefSeq, a predicted model, not a curated record
AUGAGUCAACUGGGCGGUCCUGGUGCUCGACAGAGCAACGCCAAGCCAAUCCCCCCUCAACGUGGCAGCUUUCCACUUGAUCAUGAAGGCGAGUGCAAACAUGUCAUAGCGACCUACCUCGAGUGCAUCAAAAAAGUACGAGGCGUGAACGACGCCGAAUGUCGCGACUUGGCCAAGUCGUAUUUGUCAUGCCGCAUGGACCGCAACCUCAUGGCCAAGGACGAGUUCAGGAACCUAGGUUUCGACAACGGACCACAGCCGACAACAACGAAUAGCAACGAUUACAAACAACACCGGGGGGCUUCGAGCAAGGAGAAGGACGCACGGCCCGGUGAACUUCGCUGGUAG